CAGCAGCUGUGAACGACGCGACCGCUCCCAGCGACAGGAGAUUAGUACAAUCGUCUAUUUUAUUUUUAUGCAUAGCAUAUAUCAAAACAAUCACAUACGAGGACGAAUCAUACCAACUCAACGCUUUCACGGCCGACUGAGAGCCGUCAUUAUUUUUUGUUUUGUUUUAGUUAAAUUAUAUUUUUCUAAACCAAAGUUAUGUUCUGGUCGGCAUCGAUACUUCGCUAUGCGGUAGUACUAGUAGCCUUCGUUUACGUUGUUGGGGACACAGACUUCACCAAUGACUGGGCCGUGCAUGUUCCCGGUGGUGAAGUGGAAGCUAGAAUGGUUGCCGAGGAGCACGGAUAUGUAUUUCACGGACAGAUAGGGAGUCUAGAAAAUUAUUUUCUCUUCAAACAUAGUGAUGUUCCAAGCAGAUCUAAACGUAGUUCUCAUCAACACACCAAACGGUUAAUAGAUGACAACAGGAUUCACUGGGUUGAGCAGCAAUUUGGACGUGAUCGAGUGAAACGAGAUUUCAUAAUACGUGAUGAAGGGAACAGUGACAAUCUAUACAAUGACCCCAUGUGGUCUGGGCAAUGGUACUUGCAUGAUAAACGCCAGUCCACCGACUCACCCAAACUCGACCUACACGUAUUGCCAGUGUGGAAAAAGGGAAUCACAGGAGAAGGUAUCGUGGUGACUGUGCUGGAUGACGGUUUUGAAACCGAUCAUCCAGAUCUAACAAAGAAUUACGAUAAAGAUGCUUGUUAUGAUUUCAAUUCCAACGAUGCAAAUCCAUAUCCAAGAUAUAAUAAUCCCAAUAACGAGGAAAAUAAACAUGGCACACGAUGUAUUGGCGAGAUUGCGAUGGAAGAAAACAAUAACAUUUGCGGAGUAGGUGUCGCGCAUGGUGCCAAAAUUGGAGGUAGUCCUGACCUGACCUGGCGAGACGUACAACACAUCAUAGUAUGGACAUCUGAGCCCGCGCCUUUAGAAGUCCCAGAAGCCAAUGAGCCAACUUUCAAAACAAACAAAAUUGGUUUGAAAGUGGAUGAAGUUUUUGGAUUUGGGCUCCUAAAUACGGACGCCAUGAUUAAACUAGGCUGA
Messenger RNA from Saccoglossus kowalevskii, 1089 nucleotides. RefSeq names its product neuroendocrine convertase 1-like. Gene Ontology annotation, molecular function: serine-type endopeptidase activity. Gene Ontology annotation, biological process: peptide hormone processing. Gene Ontology annotation, cellular component: membrane; neuron projection. The record is from RefSeq and is a predicted model, not a curated record. NCBI's taxonomy places the organism in Eukaryota, Metazoa, Hemichordata, Enteropneusta, Harrimaniidae.